Tribolium castaneum (red flour beetle) is the source of this 979-nucleotide messenger RNA. RefSeq lists its product as uncharacterized. The record is from RefSeq and is a predicted model, not a curated record. Bases 284 to 721 code for a protein of 145 amino acids. Lineage: Eukaryota; Metazoa; Arthropoda; Insecta; Coleoptera; Tenebrionidae. The transcript has 3 exons.
GCUCUCUUCAAUUCCAUUCACCUCUUAUCAGCGUGCAAUGUCGGCAAUUUCAAGUUCCGCACUUUUCCUUUCUAAUAACGCCAAUUACCCAUGAAAGUAAAACUCCCUUAAAAAAGAUGCCGCACACAAUACUCCUAAUCACGAUCAGUGCAAAUCCAGUCUGCGUCCGCAACUCUUCCCUCAUAUCACACAUCAUAUCAAUUUUGUCACGUGAUUCAUCCUCCAAGAUAAAUAUUCAGCUUUUCCCCGGCUUAUUAGUGUUGUGAUUUAAGCGAGUGGCGCGAUGACUCCUCACUGCAUCAAGGUCCUAGUCCUGCUGGCCAUCGUGGCGCUCCCCCGCACCGAGGCUCUCUUCUCCCGGCCACCGUUCGCCCCUUCGCCCAUCCACUUCCACCUCGAAGACGACGGCCCGCCAUUCAUCCCAAAAUACUCCUCGUUGAAGUUCUUCAGUCCAUCAAGCGUGUCGUCGGAUAAAUUCCCAUCGUGGAAGAAACCACCCAAGUACCUUGUUGGUAAAUUACCGGAUUGGAAGGUACCAGACUUCGUCGACGACGAAAAAAACCUAAAGGAAGUGGUUUUGGAGGAGCCGUUCCGACCGGUCUCUUUUGACUUUAAUUCACUGGCCAAGUCAAAGCACCGAUUCGACGACGUCAAACCGGUUACCGAGCACAUCGAAGGCGACCUCAAGUACGAUUUCAGGACCAAGACGCAUUCUAUCUGAUGAAAUGAGGGGGCGGAUGGACUAAUUGGGUCACUGUGAUGACGCCGCAUGACGGCUCUAUUUCAAUAUUUUCAACGAGCUGAACACCGGAGACAUUCUUUUCACGUUUUUAUGAGGAUUAUUUCGACAGGGAAUGUCUAGCGGUCAUGCGGCGAACGGGAUAUUUAUAAAUUCGUCGGGGAUUUUAUUGUUACCACGUGGAUUAUUAGUGCAUUAAGUUCUUUGUUUUACGACUAAUAAAGUUUUACGCUGUUUUAA